Messenger RNA from Schizophyllum commune H4-8, 1948 nucleotides. RefSeq names its product delta-1-pyrroline-5-carboxylate dehydrogenase 1. The transcript is spliced from 8 exons. The record is from RefSeq and is a predicted model, not a curated record. Gene Ontology annotation, molecular function: L-glutamate gamma-semialdehyde dehydrogenase (NAD+) activity. Lineage: Eukaryota; Fungi; Basidiomycota; Agaricomycetes; Agaricales; Schizophyllaceae. Bases 194 to 1840 code for a protein of 548 amino acids. Gene Ontology annotation, cellular component: mitochondrial matrix.
GGCAGAUAAGAGCUCGAGAGGCGCUUUAUCGGCACCGUCAAGGUCCCAUCGACUCGGGACGUUAGAUCCGGAUAUCGCAUCGGAGCCCUCCCCGAACGCGGAACCUCGACACCGCGGCGAAAUUCAAACCUCAGUGCUGGCGUCUUAAGCGCCCGAGUGUGCGAGUCACCGUUUCUUGCUUCCUACCACCACCAUGUCCGUCUUCGCGCAGCACAACAACCCUAAGGUGCCGGCCAUCAAGAAUGAGCCGAUGCACUCGUAUGCGCCGGGGACGCCCCAGCGUGCGGCUCUCGAGGCGGCGGUGAAGGAGAUGGAGCAGCAGGCGCCCUUUGAGGUGCCCUUGGUCGUUAACGGCAAGGAGGUCAAGACGGGCAAGCUCAACAAGCAGUACAUGCCCCACGACAAGACGAAGGUCCUCUGCACCUUCCACGAAGCCGAUGAGGCGACCGUCGCGUCUGCGAUCGAGGGCGCGCUCAAGGCGAAGGCGGAGUGGGAGACAAUGCCGUGGCCGGACCGCGCUGCUAUCUUCCUGAAGGCCGCGGAUCUUGUCAGCGGGAAGUACCGCAACAAGAUCCUUGCGGCGACGAUGCUGGGUCAGGGCAAGAACGCCUGGCAAGCGGAGAUUGACGCUGCCGCGGAGCUUUGUGACUUCUUGCGCUUCGGUGUCAAGUACGUCGAGCAGCUCUACUCGCAGCAGCCUGAGGAGAACGCGCCGGGUGCUUGGAAUCGCGUCGAAUACCGCCCUCUGGAGGGUUUCGUCCUCGCGGUCUCCCCCUUCAACUUCACUGCUAUCGGUGGUAACUUGAACGGAGUACCGGUCCUCGUCGGCAAUGUCUCGCUCUGGAAGCCCUCACCUAUGGCUGUCUACGCCAACUACAUCACCCACCAGAUCUUCACCGAGGCCGGCGUCCCGCCCGGUGUCAUCCAGUUCAUCCCCGGCCCCGCGCCCGAAGUUGUCCGCCAGGCGAUCUCCAGCCCCGACUUUGCUGCGCUCCACUUCACCGGCAGCACCUUUGUCUUCAAGAGCAUCUGGAAGGACGUCGCGGCCAACCUCGACAAGUACAAGUCGUACCCACGCCUCGUCGGUGAAACCGGUGGCAAGAACUUCCACUUGGUGCACCCGUCCGCGGAGGUGAAGAACGCAGUCGUGCAGACGAUCCGUGCGGCAUUCGAGUACUCGGGGCAGAAGUGCUCCGCGCUGUCGCGGUUGUAUGUGCCGAAGUCGCUGUGGGAGGGCGGGUUCAAGGACCUGCUUCUGUCUGAGGUGGCGAAGAUCAAGGUCGGCCCGUGCACGGAGUGGACGAACCACAUGGGCCCGGUCAUUGCCCAGCCUGCGUUCGACAAGAUCACCGGCUACAUCCAGAAGGCGAAGGAUGCUGGCGGCGAGGUCCUCAUCGGCGGCUCUGGCGACGACUCGAAGGGCUACUUCAUCCAGCCGACGGUCAUCCUCACCAAGGACCCAAAGAGCGUCACUAUGGUCGAGGAGAUUUUUGGCCCCGUCAUCACGGCUUUCGUCUACGACGACGCGGACUACGAGAAGACGCUGGACCUCAUCGACACUACCUCGCAGUACGGUCUGACUGGCGCGAUCUUCGCCUCCGACCGCAAGGCUCUCAUCCAGGCGAGCAACAAGCUUCGCAACGCCGCCGGCAACGUGUACUACAACGAGAAGUGCACGGGCGCCGUGGUCGGCCAGCAACCGUUCGGUGGUGCACGCGCCAGCGGCACCAACGACAAGGCCGGCAGCAUCAGCAUCUUCUACCGCUUCGUCAGUGCGCGCAGCGUGAAGGACAACUUCGUUGGCCUCGAGGACUUCCAGUACCCGUCGAACUUGGCUUGAGGGCUGAAGCGAUGGAAUGGAAGGCAAUGUUGUAGCUCUAAAAUCAAAGGGUGUAUAUUAGGAAGCUGUACCCACAAACUAUCAUUAUAGGAUCACUAACCAGUUUUA